AUGAAGACCCUGAUGCGCCAUGGGCUGGCGGGGUGUUUAGUGCUCACCACCAUGUGCACCAGCUUGUUGCUCAUGUACAGCAGCAUCGGCGGCGGGGGCCAGAAAGAGCCGAGCCAGCAGCAGCAGCAGGUGGCGGUGGCGGCCAGUGGGAAGCCGGAGACCGAGCAGCAGCGCCAGAGGCUCCCUGUGGGGGCUGGGCUCCUAGAGGGCUACAUCAGUGUCCUGGACCACAAGCCUUUGAAAAUGCACUGCAAGAGUUGUGCACUGGUAACCAGUUCUGGACACCUUUUGGGAAGCAAACAAGGCAACAGAAUCGACCAGACUGAGUGUGUAAUACGAAUGAACGAUGCACCCACUCGAGGUUAUGGUAAAGAUGUUGGAAACAAAACUAGCCUUCGAGUCAUUGCACAUUCUAGUAUCCAGAGAAUUCUGCGAAACCGCAAUGAACUGUUAAAUAUGAGUCAAGGUACUGUGUUUAUCUUCUGGGGUCCCAGCAGCUAUAUGAGAAGAGAUGGAAAAGGUUUGGUUUAUAAUAAUCUGCAAUUGAUGAAUCAGAUACUACCUCAAUUAAAAGUAUAUAUGGUUUCUCGGCACAAGAUGCUUCAAUUUGACGACCUCUUCAAACGGGAAACUGGCAAAGACAGGAAGAUAUCCAACACUUGGCUUAGCACAGGAUGGUUCACAAUGACUAUCGCAUUAGAACUCUGUGACAGGAUAAAUGUUUAUGGCAUGGUGCCACCAGAUUUCUGCAGGGAUCCUAAUCAUUCUUCAGUACCUUAUCAUUAUUAUGAACCUUUGGGACCUGAUGAAUGUACAAUGUACAUUUCACACGAGCGGGGACGAAAGGGCAGCCAUCAUCGUUUUAUCACAGAGAAACGAGUGUUUGAGAACUGGGCACGGACAUUCAAUAUUCACUUUUUUCAACCAGACUGGAAACCAGAAUCACUUACGAUAAAUCACCUGGAGAUUAAACCCGUGUUCUGA
Messenger RNA from Emys orbicularis (European pond turtle), 984 nucleotides. RefSeq names its product ST6 N-acetylgalactosaminide alpha-2,6-sialyltransferase 5 (gene ST6GALNAC5). The record is from RefSeq and is a predicted model, not a curated record. NCBI's taxonomy places the organism in Eukaryota, Metazoa, Chordata, Testudines, Emydidae. The coding region runs from base 1 to 984 and encodes 327 amino acids. The transcript is spliced from 5 exons. Gene Ontology annotation, biological process: ganglioside biosynthetic process; oligosaccharide metabolic process. Gene Ontology annotation, molecular function: alpha-N-acetylgalactosaminide alpha-2,6-sialyltransferase activity.